Messenger RNA from Pocillopora meandrina, 2304 nucleotides. The record is from the annotation of a GenBank genome assembly. Lineage: Eukaryota; Metazoa; Cnidaria; Anthozoa; Scleractinia; Pocilloporidae.
UUAUUAUUUAUAUUUCUAUCCCCUGUAUUUCACUCAGACAUGUGGUGUAGCUCAUUAAAUACCAGCGAGCCUUCAAAGUUCCUGCAAGAAAACUCCACAGAUUCAUAUCUCUCGUAUGGCGGUGGAAAGCUGCCAUCGGGUUUCAUUCUUCAACAAAAUUUCCAACAAACCCCAAACAGAAAUCUGCUGGUCCCUCAGCCUCAAAUCCAAUACUACGCUUGGGGUAAUCCGACACAAGCGAUGAAUAAUACAUUCGCACCUGCGUCUUACAUGGGCCCAAUCCACGGGCAGAUGCCCUAUACACCUCAUCCACAACAGCUGCUUCCAAACGCCGUAAGUCAGAGUUAUUUUCGUUUGAAAGCUCCAUUGUGAUUCUCACAAUCAGUUCGUCAGUUUGACAUCGUGAUCCGAAUCCUUCUAAACCAAAAAUUAGCGAAGAAGUUUUGUCUUAACAAUUCAAGCUUGUAGAACUUUGCAUUUUUGUUCAAAACAGGGAAAAAGCGUCAUUGUCACCAAAUACAACAAUGCACGUCAAGAUAAUGAGUUCCUGGCCGAGGAGAUGGAAGAGCAAAAGAAGCGAAACAGUUUACUUAUGCAGCGUAUUUCAGAAAUACAGAAAGAAUUGAAAACAGUGCAGGAAAGCACUGCUAAACUCUACAAUGAAUGCCGGUCCGUCGAUGAAACAUGUGAAAGAUUUUCCAAGCAGCUCGACGAGGAGAAAAGAAAAUUGUUGGAGACUAUCAUAAGAAAGAAAAGCGACAUUUCAAAGGUUAAAGUUGAUGCUGAGUUGGUGGCAACUCUGCGAGAGGAGAAAGACAGAUCUCUUUUGGAAAUUGCGCGUCUCCGUGACGACGUCAUUGAUGCUGACAUUGACGUUGAUAAUCUAACGAUUAAAUUCCAGUAUGAACUUGGUAAAAUGGUUAUAUUUCCCUUCUGGAAGCUGGAAGAGGAAAUUGAUAAAGUUCUUCCUCAUUGUGGUGUAAGGUCCUGUGUCGAGGAAAGCAGAAAAGAGCGAGCUGCAGACACAUAUGGUGGCUGUUUCUCUCAAGAAAGGGUAAGUAGUCCGAUCAAAAAUCGUAUUAUUUCCCGUUCAAGACCAUCGCUUGCGCGACAGUAGACUCCUGCUAAUAAAACAAAGAUUACCAACUGAUGCUCCUCGUGUUCACAUUUUUAAGAUAACUCAUUGAAAGAAGAUUGGUCAAAACUUAACAAAACGGUCACAAACAGAAUUUGCCGCCUGUACUGACUAACUGUUAAGUUAUUGGUACUCGUUUUAAAUGGUUAAAAAUAUUAGCUGAAUUUUGUUGUAAAAGGUGACGCCUGAAUGACUAUUUUUCUUCUUUCUUUAACAGUUCGCACCAGGCUCUAAUGAGAGCUCAGAGCAAACCACGUUGAACGACAGUUUGGAAAGAAACUCGGCAGAAAAUUAUACAGAACUGUCAAGGAAAAGCUCCCAAGAAAACUCACAAAAUGAUGAAACAUCAGUUGCAUCACAAGUAACCGUCAUAAAGGUCAACAUUCCGGUGGAACAUAGUCACUCUGUCGACAAAAGUUCAACAAUCAAUGAGUCUGCCUCGAACCAGUCCAGUCCGCCAUCUGCUGAUGAUGGUUGCGUGGAAACUGAAAGUAAAUAUGUUGAAGAUUUGUCAUUUCUUCACAGCAAAGCUCACACAAAACCGGGAAAGAAGGUAGGUGUUUGCUCAUGCUUAUGCGCUGCCUUUAGGUUAAUAUCACUAAUUCUGUAUGGUUUUGGUCUUUUAAAACUUCUUAGAUAGGUUUUCUUUUUUUUUUUAUCUCUGGGAAAGGUCAAAUAUGUAAUAAAAAACUGGCUCCCAGGUCCAAACGUUCAGUUUUUGUGAUCAGUACGUGAGCUUUAAAGUUAGUGAACCAUACAUUUAAAACAAGACUUUGAGCGAAAAUUUCUAAAGGGGUUUGUUGUUGAAAACCUGUUCUGAUCUCGAAAUCGCUGAAUUUUACCGACCUGUGGUCACGGUUGUUUGAUAUAUCCGAGGGCCUUGUGGGAUGGCCUGGAUACUACCAUUCAUAUUUUAGACCCAAAUAUGGUUGUUCCAGAUCUGUAAAUAUUUCGUGCGAUUAAACCACUCGGUGGAAUUUUCUCUUCUAAUUAAAAUAACAUUCUAGCUCAUAGGAUAGCUCCUCCCAUGUUUUACCACUAAUUGUUUCCUUCAGAUGUGCCCUAACAUGUUCUCUUUUACUUGCCUUUAACAGAUUCGCAAAACCGGUCGCUUCUCUCGAUGGCUACGGAGCCUCUGCUGCAUAUCGAAAAGAAACAAGGACCAAUGA